Molecule: messenger RNA, 1149 nt
Organism: Molossus molossus (Pallas's mastiff bat)
Lineage: Eukaryota; Metazoa; Chordata; Mammalia; Chiroptera; Molossidae
Product: pepsin F-like
Exons: 9
Coding region: 1-1149 (382 amino acids)
Biological process (GO): proteolysis
Molecular function (GO): aspartic-type endopeptidase activity
Source: RefSeq, a predicted model, not a curated record
AUGAAGUGGAUUGGGUUCCUCAGCCUGGUGGCCCUCUCAGAGUGCUUGGUCACAAUCCCUCUGACAAAGAUCAAGUCCAUGCGAGAAAGCCUCAGGGAGAGAGACCUGCUGAGCAGUUACCUGCAGGAGCAUCCCUACAGCCAGGCCUACAGAUUUCUUCACAGACAGGAAGGAGUCACUGUGGAGCCCAUGAGGAGCUACCUGGAUCUGUACUACGUCGGCACCAUCAGCAUUGGCACGCCCCCUCAGGAGUUCAAGGUCAUCUUUGACACAGGCUCAGCUGACUUGUGGGUGCCCUCCAUCUACUGCUCCAGUCCCGCCUGUGCCACACACAGGACCUUCCACCCUGGGAAGUCCUCCACCUUCCUGAGCACGGGCCGGCCCAUCUCACUCCACUAUGGCUCCGGGAGCAUGACGGGACUGCUGGGCUCUGACAACGUCAGGAUCGGAGACCUUGUUGUCAAAUACCAAGCAUUUGGCCUGAGCCAGACAGAGUCCAGCAAGUCCUUUGAAUAUGGGGUUUUUGACGGCAUCCUGGGCCUAAGCUACCCCACCAUGGCACUCAAAGGUACCACCCCUGUCUUCGACAGCAUGUGGAAACAAGGCCUCCUUUCGGAGAACCUUUUCGCCUUCUACUUAAGCACCAACACAGAGAUGGGCAGCGUGGUGAUGUUCGGCGGGGUGGACCACUCCUACUACACGGGAGAACUGAAGUGGGUGCCGGUGAGCAGACAGGGCUACUGGCAGAUAACCGUGGACAGCAUCUCCAUGAAUGGGAAAGUUAUUGCUUGUGAUGGCAGCUGCCAGGCCAUUGUUGAUACCGGGACCUCACUGCUGAUUGGCCCGAAUUACCAUAUCUUCAACAUUCUGAAGAUCAUCAACGCCCGGCCCACCAGCACUGGCGAGUACAUCAUCAACUGCAAUACCAUCCGCGUCCUGCCGGACAUCGUCUUCACCAUCAAUGGCGUCGGGUACCCAGUGCCAGCCAGUGCCUACAUCCGGAGGGGUCAGUCCAACGUCUGCUACAGCAACCUCGAUGACAGCUUUGGCCACAGCCUCUGGGUCCUGGGGGACGUCUUCCUGAGGCUGUAUUUCACCGUGUUUGAUCGGGCGAACAACAGGAUUGGCUUGGCACCUGCGGUGGCAUAG